Endocarpon pusillum Z07020 is the source of this 951-nucleotide messenger RNA. RefSeq lists its product as uncharacterized. Lineage: Eukaryota; Fungi; Ascomycota; Eurotiomycetes; Verrucariales; Verrucariaceae. Gene Ontology annotation, molecular function: hydrolase activity, acting on carbon-nitrogen (but not peptide) bonds. Bases 1 to 951 code for a protein of 316 amino acids. The transcript has 2 exons. The record is from RefSeq and is a predicted model, not a curated record. Gene Ontology annotation, biological process: carbohydrate metabolic process.
AUGGGCAAGAAGCGUGUUCUUGUCGGCUAUGGCGUUGAUAUCGACGCAGUCGCUGGUUGGUUGGGGUCGUAUGGUGGGGAGGAUUCUACAAGUGAUAUGAGUCGAGGCCUCUUCGCUGGUACUCUUGGUACGCGCCGCCUUCUCAAGCUAUUCGAAAAGUAUAAUAUCAAAACCUCCUGGUUCAUCCCCGGCCACAGCCUAGAAACCUUCCCGGAAGAAUGCGCCAUGGUUCGCGAUGCGGGCCAUGAAAUUGGUCUGCAUGGUUACAGCCACGAGAACCCAUCUUCCAUGACGCUGCAGCAACAAAAAGACAUCCUGGAUAAGACGUACCGAAUGCUGACUGAGUUCUGUGGUGGAAAACCACCUAGAGGCAGUGUGGCACCCUGGUGGGAAGUCAGCCGCGAAGCUACGGAGCUAUAUUUGAGCUAUGGUAUCGAAUACGACCACAGCAUGAAUCACCAUGAUUGUCAGGCAUAUUACCUCCGGGCUGGGGAUGAAUGGACGAAGAUCGAUUACGAUAAACCUGCCGAGACGUGGAUGAAGCCGCUGAAACAUGGCCAACCGACAGGUAUGGUGGAAAUACCAGGCAACUGGUAUCUGGAUGAUCUGCCUCCGAUGAUGUUUAUCAAGAAGGCGCCGAACAGUCACGGUUUUGUGAAUGCAAGAGAUGUGGAGGAUAUUUGGGGAGAUCAUUUUGAUUACUUUUACAGGGAGUAUGACGAGUUCAUCUUUCCGAUGACGAUCCAUCCAGAUGUGAGCGGGAGGCCACAUGUGUUGUUGAUGCACGAACGGCUGAUUGAACAUAUAAGUGGGCACGAGGGAGUAGAAUGGGUCACCAUGGAGAAGAUGGUGGAUGAGUUCAAGAAAAAGAACCGGCCGGCCGAGGGGGCGUUGAUGCCUGAGAAACAAGGGGAGGUGCUGAAGAGACUGGGACUCAACUCGAAGUCAUAA